This is a messenger RNA of Struthio camelus australis, 3342 nucleotides long. The record is from RefSeq and is a predicted model, not a curated record. NCBI's taxonomy places the organism in Eukaryota, Metazoa, Chordata, Aves, Struthioniformes, Struthionidae.
UUACUGGGAAUGAGAGUAAACAAUGUUUACGAUGUGGAUAACAAGACAUAUCUUAUCCGCCUUCAAAAACCAGACUGCAAGGCCACGCUGCUGCUUGAAUCCGGUAUACGGAUUCACACAACGGAGUUCGAAUGGCCGAAAAACAUGAUGCCAUCUGGCUUCGCGAUGAAGUGCCGUAAGCAUUUAAAGACGAGAAGACUUGUCAGUGUAAAACAGCUGGGUAUAGACAGAAUUGUGGACUUCCAGUUUGGAAGCGAUGAAGCUGCUUAUCACCUAAUCAUAGAGCUCUAUGACAGGGGUAACAUUGUCCUGACAGACUACGAGUACAUCAUUUUAAACAUUCUGAGGUUUCGCACAGAUGAGGCAGAUGAUGUCAGAUUCGCAGUUCGGGAACGAUACCCGAUUGACAGUGCAAAAGCACCUGCACCCCUGCCGACCUUGGAAAGGUUAACUGAAAUAAUAUCAAAUGCACCCAAAGGGGAACAGCUGAAGAGGGUUCUUAACCCCCAUCUUCCUUAUGGAGCCACCCUCAUUGAGCAUUGCCUUAUAGAAGCGGGAUUUUCUGGUUAUGUCAAAAUAGAUGAACGUAUGGAAAAGAAAGAAAAUAUUGAAAAAGUGCUUACUGCUUUAGAGAAAGCAGAAGAAUAUAUGACGCUAACUGACAACUUCAGUGGAAAGGGUUAUAUUAUCCAGAAAAGGGAGAAAAAGCCAAGCCUGGAACCAGAUAAACCAGCAGAAGAUAUCUACACAUAUGAGGAAUUUCAUCCUUUCUUGUUUUCUCAACAUUCAAAAUGUCCGUACUUGGAGUUUGACUCAUUCAAUAAGGCAGCAGACGAGUUCUACUCCAAGUUGGAGGGACAGAAGAUUGAUCUGAAAGCGUUGCAGCAGGAAAAACAAGCCCUGAAGAAACUUGAGAAUGUCCGUAGGGAUCAUGAGCACAGACUAGAAGCUCUUCAGCAAGCUCAGGAAAUUGAUAAGAUAAAAGGAGAACUCGUAGAAAUGAACUUAGAGAUAGUUGACCGAGCCAUCCAGGUGGUUCGCAGCGCAUUAGCCAACCAAAUAGACUGGACGGAGAUUGGAGCGAUCGUAAAAGAAGCUCAAGCACAGGGGGACCCUGUUGCAAGUGCAAUCAAAGAAUUAAAGCUUCAGACAAAUCAUAUCACAAUGCUGCUGAGGAACCCGUACUUGUUAUCUGAAGAGGAAGGGGAGGAGGAGGAGGAUGCUGAUUUAGAAAAAGAAGGAACAGAAGAAACAAAAGGAAAAAAGAAAAAGAAUAAAAGCAAACAGUUGAAGAAACCACAGAAAAACAAGCCGUUGUUAGUUGAUGUUGAUCUCAGCUUGUCUGCGUAUGCCAAUGCCAAAAAGUAUUAUGAUCACAAGAGACAUGCAGCUAAGAAAACACAGAAGACAGUAGAAGCUGCAGAGAAGGCAUUUAAAUCAGCUGAGAAGAAGACAAAGCAGACACUGAAGGAAGUUCAGACAGUUACCACCAUUCAGAAAGCAAGAAAGGUCUAUUGGUUUGAGAAAUUCCUGUGGUUCGUUAGUUCUGAGAAUUACCUCAUUAUCGCUGGAAGAGAUCAACAGCAGAAUGAAUUGAUUGUCAAGAGAUACCUGAAAUCAGGGGACGUAUAUGUGCACGCUGAUCUCCAUGGAGCCACAAGCUGUGUGAUCAAGAACCCAACAGCUGAACCGAUCCCUCCACGGACCCUGACAGAGGCAGGCACGAUGGCGUUGUGUUAUAGCGCUGCCUGGGAUGCCCGUGUUGUCACCAGUGCUUGGUGGGUCUUCCACCACCAGGUUUCUAAAACUGCACCUACAGGAGAAUACCUCACCACCGGAAGCUUCAUGAUUCGAGGGAAGAAGAACUUUCUUCCUCCUUCAUAUCUGAUGAUGGGGUUUAGCUUCUUGUUUAAGGUGGAUGAAAGCUGUGUUUGGAGACAUCGAGAAGAAAGGAAGAUCAAAGUGCAGGAUGAGGAUCUAGAAACUGUCUCUAGCAGUGCCAGCGAACUGGUGUCUGAAGAAGUGGAGCUAUUAGAAGGAGGAGACAGCAGCAGUGAGGAGGAGAAAGCUGAGGGUCAAGAAGCACCAGAGGAUGUGGAAGAGAGUAAUCGCAGUGAGGGUGUAGCUGACCCUGACCAGGGCAGGGUAGAGACACCUCCUGCACCAGAGGGUGUCUCAGAAGAGGACAAUGGAGAAUCUGGAGAUGAAGUGGAAGAUCCAGAGUCAAAGAGUGAAGUGAAGGAGGAAGAGAUAAAUUACCCAGAUACAACAAUUGACCUGUCACACCUUCAAUUGCAAAGAUCCCUGCAGAAAAUUGUCCCCAAAGAGGAAGGACCCAACUUGAGUGACAGCAAGUCCCAGGGGCGAAGGCAUCUCUCCGCCAAGGAGAGGAGAGAAAUGAAGAAAAAGAAGCAGCAAAAUGACUCUGAGAACUUGGAGCCACCCGAGGAGAAGCAGAAAGAGAUGGAGACGCAGCGUCCCCCUGCGCCCAACACCAAUAAGGGUGUGCCGGCCCCACAGCCCAUCAAGCGGGGCCAGAAGGACCGGGAGCUCAUCAUGAAGCUGUUGGGGUCUGCAGGGUCGAACAAGGAGGAGAAAGGGAAAAAAGGGAAAAAAGGGAAGACAAAAGAUGAGCCAGCAAAGAAGCCACAGCAGAAACCCAAGGCUGCGCAUCGGGGUGCUGGAGGGGCCAAGGAGACAGCAGGAGUCCUACUGCACGAGUCGCAGGACCCAGCCUUGGAAGAGCAGCAGGACGAGAAGGAGGAGCAAGACCAGGAUCAGCCAGGAGUUGAGGAAGGAGAGGCCUUGCUGGACUCCCUGACGGGCCAGCCGCACCCCGAGGACGUACUGCUCUUUGCCAUACCCAUCUACACGGCGAUGACAAACUAUAAGUAUAAAGUCAAGCUCACUCCAGGCACCCAAAAGAAAGGAAAAGCUGCAAAGAUUGCCUUGCAUAAUUUUAUGCAAUCCAAAGAAGCUACUGCAAGAGAGAAAGACCUCUUUCGCAGUGUGAAGGAUACUGACUUGUCAAGAAAUAUUCCCGGUAAAGUGAAAGUGUCUGCACCUAAUCUCCUGAACAGGAAAAAGAAGUGAUUUGAUACUUGUAUUUCUUAUCACCAACCACCACCCCUGCUCAGCCAGAAUCCAGCUGCCUUCAGAUGAGACUGACAAACCUACCUGGACUGGACUGCUGUCAAGUGACUGAAUGGAGUCUCCAUGUCAGCAGGCAGAUGUGGACCAGUUCCGGCUUCUUGGUUUAGAUGGACUCUAACAAACAGCUCACUUGGUCCAAAGAGCAUAAAACCAUGCAAGUAAAUUACUGGCGUUUGGUCAGUGACAUGA